Molecule: messenger RNA, 2091 nt
Organism: Nannospalax galili (Upper Galilee mountains blind mole rat)
Lineage: Eukaryota; Metazoa; Chordata; Mammalia; Rodentia; Spalacidae
Gene: Popdc2
Product: popeye domain containing 2
Exons: 4
Coding region: 461-1567 (368 amino acids)
Cellular component (GO): sarcolemma
Molecular function (GO): cAMP binding
Source: RefSeq, a predicted model, not a curated record
UGUGCCUCUCAUGCUGGGCUCUCCUCUCAUUCUGCUGGGGAACAACAGAGAGCAGGAUGUGGCUGCUUCAUCUGCACUGCUGAAGUUUUCCAUCUCAUAGCCCUACUUUCUCUCAGGACAAUGUAUGUUGUCUGCUAAGAACAAAAUAUGAAGACUGUCAUAAGAAACCUGGAGUCAAAGAACUUUGUCAGAGUGCUUCAGGGAGGACUAGAGCCUUGCUGAGAAGAAAGUGGGAAAGAAAGAAAAACAAAACCCAAACUCUAGUUUUUCGAUCCUCCGUGAAGUGGACUAUGUUCUGGCAUUCCUUCUCAGAGCCACCGGAAGCAUUCCUCCCAACAAAGGUGGAGUUGGUGGUGAGAAGCCAGAGGUGAGAAGCCUCCUGGGAGAACAGAUUGAUCAAUGUUUUGAGUUUCCUAUGUGGAGAUAGUAGCUGAGCCUGGCAAGGCUUUGAGAGCCCAAGAUGAGCACCAACAGCAGCACAGUGGGCCAGCUCCUCUGGCAGGGGCCCGUCUGCAGUAGCUGGAAGCAGGAUAUGGAAGGGGCUGUCUACCACCUGGCCAACUGCUUCUUGCUCUUAGGCUUUAUGGCAGGCAGUGGGGUGUAUGGAUGUUUCUAUCUUUUUGGUAUCCUGGGCCCAGGCUACCUUUGCUAUGUGCUGUGGGGUUGGCUGGAUGCCUGUGGGCUGGACAUCAUCCUUUGGAGCUUCCUGCUGACAGUGGCCUGCCUGCUGCAGCUGGCACACCUGGUGUAUCGUCUGCGGGUGGACACCCUCCCUGAGGAGUUUGACCUCCUCUACAAGACGCUGUACCUGCCCCUGCAGGUGCCCCUGCAGGCUUACAAGCAGAUUAUUCACUGCUGCCACGAGCAGGUUCUGACACUGUCCACAGAGCAGACCUAUGCUGUGGAGGGUGAGACAGCCAUCAACCGCCUGUCCCUGCUCCUCUCUGGCCGGAUUCGGGUGAGCCAGGAUGGACAGUUUCUGCACUACAUCUUUCCAUACCAGUUCCUGGACUCUCCCGAAUGGGAAUCACUGCAGCCUUCUGAGGAGGGCACCUUCCAGGUCACUCUCACUGCUGAGACUGAUUGCAGCUACAUUUCCUGGCCCCGGAAAAGCCUCCACCUUCUCCUGAACAGAGAGAGAUAUAUCUCUUGCCUCUUCUCAGCCCUGCUGGGCUAUGACAUUUCAGAGAAGCUCUACACCCUUAACGACAAGCUCUUUGCUAAGUUUGGGCUGCGCUUCGACAUCCGCCUCCCCAGCCUCUACCUUGUCCUGGGUCCCUCAGCCUCAGAUGGAGGGCCAGAGUCUGAGAAGGAUGAUGAGGAAGUCUUCGAGGCAGCUGUAUCCCCUGCCCUGGCCAGGCCCAUCACUGUCCUGCCAACACCCCCUUGUUCGCCCCCUCCAGCUGUCACCAACUUCCCUGCACCUCUGCCCCGGGCCAGGAUGUCCAGGCCUGACAGCAGCGUGCUGGGUGAGGACUCCACCAGUCUGGUGCUGGAGGAUUUUGAGGAGGUGUCAGGAUCAGAGUCGUUUAUGGAUUAUAGGAGUGAUGGGGAGUACAUGAGGUGAGGGCAGAACUAACAUGGGCACAGUCACCGACUCAGGAUCCCAUAUUCUAGAACUCCUUCUCAGAACUCCUCUCACGUUACAUCCAAAGGACAGGCCCCUUUGGCUCCAGUUCAUACUCCUGAACUUUAAGCAUCACUGGACUGUUGUCUCUGCUACAGGAUGGCUCUCUUCUGUGUUCACUGGAUGACUCACUUGUGUGCAUAUCCCUUUUCUCACCCACCAGGAAGCUCCAGGACAAGGUGGGAAUUGACAUGAACUGACAGCAACACAGCAGCCCCAAGAGUGCUGUGGAGCAACCCACCUUCAUGAAAUUCACAGAAGGGGUCCAGAGGCGCCAGGCCUGACUUCAUGCUUUCCGGGUUGUAGGACCAUGGCAGGUUGUGGAGCCUCUGAGCCUUAUCUGUCAAGUGGGGGUAUAACCCACCUCACAGGCUUGUUGUGAAGAUCCAGUGAGUUGAUUUAGGAGAAUCACCUAUCACAUGGUGUGGCACCUAGCAAGCACUCAAUAAAUUGCUCAGCUCCUC